CGUGCUCGUGAAAAGUGCGGAUCGAUGCUUUUCCACUUUUCUGCGUCACGUUUAUGUGCCCGGUAAAAUUAAAAAAAUCGUGACUGGUGAUUUCGAACUUCGAUUCCUCUACAAUUGUGUCGGCCGAUUGCUCGGCUGAAGAUGAAGAAAAUCAAGUCUCAAAUUCGAGAUAAAGCAGUGGUCGAGCGAUCGUUAUGGGAUAUUAUAAAGAAACAAGCCGCCGAAUUUUGUCGGGAAACUGCACUACACGGUUGUAAAUACAUCAGUCAGUCUCAACGUUCCAAGGCGGAGCGUAUCACUUGGGCACUAGUGAUAUUUAUAUCGUUAUGCUGUGCUGCUGUUUUAAUGAAAAUGACUUGGAAUUAUUACGCCACCCACCCGACACUAACUGUCAUUGAAUCAACACACCAUGGAAUAUGGAAUUAUCCGUUUCCCGCGGUAACAGUGUGCAAUAUUAAUCGCAUCUCAUACAACUUAACUAAAGAAUUCAUCAACAAAUUAAAAAUACCAGCUAAUGUCUCAAAGCAAUUUUUGCUGAAAGAAAUGCGGCUAAUGAAUGAGUUGUUAGUACCGGGAGUAUUCGGAUACGAUGUUCGAAGAAAUCUCACCCGUCUACAAGACAUCAUAGAUCAUAAUAAUUUAUCGGUUCUCGACGUGAUGAGAAUGAUAACAAAAAAUUGCAGUUCUCUAAUGAUAACAUGUAAGUGGAAAGGCAUAUUGAUUCAAUGUGACAACCACUUCAAGCAAAGUUUAUCACGCGAUGGUUUGUGUUGUAGUUUCAAUUACUACACUUCUCCAGGGAUACCUAAAGACGAAAUCCACAAAACUGCCUCCUGCGGGUACACGACUGGUAUGUCCCUAUUUUUAAAUCCUGAACCUAGUGAUUAUCAUGCUACGCUUAUCGGAUCAUAUGGAGUGAAGAUCAUGAUACACUAUUCGUUCGAUUAUCCGGAUUAUAACUCUGAAAUCCAACUGAUACAACUAAAUAGUCAAUAUUUUGUGAGCGUCAGUCCCUCGGAAAUGUACUCAAAACCCGAAGUGAGAAAUUUGGCCAUUUCUACGCGACAGUGCAUAUUCGACGACGAAGCUGACAGUAUCAUGCAUGCAAAAGAGAGAAAUUUAAGCUACAGUUCAUACACAUAUCACAACUGUCUCGCAGAAUGUCGAGCUACUGUCGUAAGAGAAAAAUGCGGAUGCAUACCUUUUUACUACCCACAAAAUAGCACCAGAAUGUGUAAUCUUAGGGAUAUUCAAUGCUUAAAGAAAUAUAAGUCGUCCUUCGAUACGUCAUGGCCAGGAACGAAAAUUAAUUUUGAAAAUGUAUCAAUAUCAACAGAUAUUACAAGAAGACCAUGCAAAUGCAAACCGGAUUGUUUUUUAUAUCGUUAUGCCAUAGAAAGCUCUUUGGGAAAGCUCGACUCUUCUCUUUACUACAGUAACGGCAGUUUCUCGCAGAAUCCGCAUAACGCCUUUAGUGUAGUCAAUCGCAGUAUACUACACAUAUUCUUCAAUGAUUUGGUGGGCUUUCAAUAUCGACGCUCAGUCAAUUACAGUUGGCGCAAUUUGUUUGCAUCAUUUGGCGGCUUGCUUGGAUUGUUUGCUGGAUUCAGUCUCAUGUCUAUCUUUGAAUUUCUGUAUUUUUUCGUCAUACGUGUAAUAGCCGACAAAUACGUGAAUUAUACGAAACACAACAGUGUACAAUAGCAUAAUAAAAAUAUAAUUAGUUAACAUUA
Molecule: messenger RNA, 1733 nt
Organism: Odontomachus brunneus
Lineage: Eukaryota; Metazoa; Arthropoda; Insecta; Hymenoptera; Formicidae
Product: sodium channel protein Nach-like
Exons: 10
Coding region: 142-1704 (520 amino acids)
Biological process (GO): sodium ion transmembrane transport
Cellular component (GO): membrane
Molecular function (GO): ligand-gated sodium channel activity
Source: RefSeq, a predicted model, not a curated record